UGGGCGCGUCCAAGCUUCAUCUAUUGACAGCAGAGGGCGGGCGCUACCAUUAUCUUCAGACUGGGGCUUUACGCAACCAAACUCCUUUUCCUAGUGGGCGCGUCCAGUUUCUGUCUGACAGCAGAGGAGGGCGGUACGUACCAAUUCCCCUCACAGGGGUGUUCCGCCGCGGUUGCGGAGGCCCAUACUGAAGUGUGAAGUGAGGCAGAAUGACAUCCCCGGCUAACUCUGUUCCUCCGCCCGGAGCUGCCUUGGAAACGGCGGGUGCAGCUGUGGGUCCGUGACGUCACCGAGCCGCAAGGUUGCGAGUCUAUGACAUCAUCUGUGAACACCCAGAUCUCGGGUCAAUGAAGUUUGCACUAAGGAGCACCAGAGCAGUGGAUAGUGGUAUGCAAUACCAAAACAUUGAGGAGAGACUCAUUUAUUUGGCUGCUGUCAACCCUUUGCAAUUACCAAGUACUGUUUGAACAGAUACAUUCAAAGACUAUGGUGGAGUCUGGGAUAUGAAUGGAGAGAUAAACAUGGCUAGACUCAAUUUUUCUAAAAUGUUAAAAUUUGUACUGGACAACUACCUGCUUGUACUGCUUUUUUAAUGACUGAUUAUGGAUUACAAAAACUGAAACUCAGAUAUUUUUUUUUUUGGUAUUAUUACACAAAAGACGUGGUGACUAAACAUCUUAAAAAAACUAUUUUCUGCUCAUAAGCUUUGCUUUCAGGAGGUGCAAUGCAGGUUUACAGCAACUCUUACCAUGAUUAUUAGUCCGUGCUGUCCCCCAGGACUUUACCAACCUAGGAGUUGGAGCCUUUUUUGUAGGUAAUGGAGCCAGAGAAAAGCCAGAAGAGCACAAGGAAGUUGGAGGAAGGUGUAAGGAAAAGGUUGUCCAAAGAGGAGUCAUUGCAGGGCCCAUCAUCUCCAGCAGGCUUACCUUCUAAGCCCCAAGGGAAAGUUGUAGUGCAACAGAGUUUCCAAAGCUCCUUGAAAAUACCAAGAGAGGGAACACCCAGAAGGGUAGGAAGACCGUGCAAAGCAAAAGGUCCGCAUAGUGAACAGCUGUCAAAGGCACAGACAACAUCACCAGCAUUUAUGGCUCCCCGGGCUGUACCAGAUCAUACCCUUGAAGGGUCAACAUGGCAAGUUGUAGAUCCAAUACAUCCAGGUCCCUCCAGUUCAUACUCUGCCCUACAUGCCAGAAUUACUUGUACCGCAGAGGAUGCUUCUCAAAAAACUUAUGUUCACCGACCAACUGAGGUUUCUGUUAAACAAGGGGAGGAACCCCACAAAAAAGAAAAGAAACCUCAAAAACCAGGCAAAUAUAUUUGUCAGUACUGCAGCCGGCCAUGUGCCAAGCCCAGUGUUCUCCAGAAACAUAUCAGGUCUCAUACAGGGGAGCGCCCAUACCCCUGCAUUCCAUGUGGGUUUUCUUUCAAAACAAAAAGCAAUCUGUACAAACAUAGGAAAUCUCAUGCUCACAGAAUAAAAGCUGGUCUGGCCUCAGAAACUGGAGGAGAGAUGUAUCCACCCACUUUAGAGAUGGAGCAACUGGGAGGUGAGGAAAUUGAUGAUCAUACUGAAGGAGAAAGCACAGAUUCCGAGGAAGAGACAAGCACAAUGGCAAGCCUAUCAGAGCUCUCUCCACCACAGAAACAUGGUCAAUCAUCCUUUAUAGGAGGCCAGCAAGUUUUGAGCCAUGAACUUACUUCAUUAUCACAACCAUCUGUAUCCAUAAAACCAGAGGAGAUAACUCAAUUUGGAGAUCCCUCCAUGGAUCCACUUCAGAAAUCAGAAGACACCCAUACCAUAAAACAGAAACUAGCCCUGAGGCUUAGCGAGAGAAAGAAGGCAAGUGAAGAGCAGAUGUUUCUCAGCCCAGGGAGCAAGGGAAGCACAGAAUCAGGUUAUUUUUCACGCUCAGAAAGUGCAGAACAGCAGAUUAGCCCACCAAACACCAAUGCUAAAUCAUACGCAGAAAUAAUUUUGGGAAAAUGUGGAAGAAUUGGGCAAAGAUCAACAAUGACAACACCCACUCUUCAGCAAGGACCUAUAGAAGAAAAGCCAAGUUUAGGGCCAAUAUCAGUGCCCAGGACUCAGGUCAUUGAACACAUCACCAAGCUCAUUACUAUUAAUGAGGCUGUGGUGGAUACCAGUGAGAUUGACAGUGUAAAACCAAGACGGAGUUCACUAUCAAGACGGAGCAGUAUAGAAUCUCCAAAAGCUGCUUUGUAUAGAGACCCUUUCCAGUUUGAUCCAAAAUGCCUACCUGAGAAAACAAAAGGUGAGCACUCAUUUUUAUCACUUAAGCAAUCCCACAGUGCCACAGAGACUGUGCCUCUUCUCCGAAGCCACUCAAUGCCCUCCUCAGCCUGCACUAUAAGCUCUCCACAUCCUUUCAGAGCAAGUUACUCAUUUGAUGACAGGAUUGUUGAACCUGAAGUCUCUAGCCAAAGCCACAUCUUCUCAUCACACCCACGGCUUCUGAAGAGACAACCAGCAAUUGAGCUGCCUUUAGGAAUGGAGUACACCGCAGAGGAAUGUGGCUCAGGAAUAAGAGAUACUCCAUUCAAGCCAUCGGAUGACCUGGAAGUUAAAGAAAGUGAGCUUUCUAAAAAGUCAGGGAAAGUUGGAAGAGCAAAGGUUUUGUAUGAAUGUAAUAUUUGUGGUGCUCGUUACAAGAAAAGGGGCAACUAUGAAACUCAUAAAAAAUACUAUUGCUCAGAACUGCAAACCUUAAAACCACAACUUGCUGGCGCUCAAGGCCUUAAAGAACAUGAAAAAUGGCCUCAUAUGCUCCAUUAUAAGGUCAGUCCAGGCCUAGAACAGUCUACUUUAAGGAAAAGAAGAAUAGUGAAGAGUCCAGGUGAUGAUGAAGAAAGUCAAUCUUUUGAUAUGUCUGAGAGUCAGGCAACUUCUGUAGCACCAGGAUCCCCAUUCACAAUGUCAGAUAGAGCUUUAAACGUACAUAGUGAGCCAGUCUCAGUGUCUGAUAUUCAGUGCCGAAUGCCAGCUUUGGAGGGUAAAGAAAAGGCAGUCCUCUCUAAAGAAAUAUCAGUUAUACAGCAUACCAGUUCCUUUGAGAGAUCAGAGUCUAUGGAACAACUGAGUAGUUUUGAAGAGGAAGAUAAACCAGCAGCACAAGUAUCUUUAUGCUCUGCAAGACAGAAUCCUCACUUAUUGCAGCCCAAACUGGUUCGUCAGCACAACAUUCAGGUACCAGAAAUUUUAGUAACAGAGGAACCAGACAAAUCAGAAACAGAUCUUGAGCCACCUCCCAAAGAACAGGGGAAGACAGAAGAAUUCCAGUGGCCUCAGAGGAGUCAAACACUUUCUCAGCUACCUGCAGAGAAACUUCCUCCAAAAAAGAAGAGACUGCGCUUAGCAGAGAUGACCCAGUCUUCUGGAGAUUCUAGCUUUGAAUCCAUGUCCCUUACAAGAAGUCCAAGCCAAGAAAGCAGUGUUUCCCAUGCCUCAAGCCAUUCAGUUUCAUUUGAAAGGGAGGAGGGCUUUAAAGCCCAGAUGCAAUGUCAAGCAUCUGAGUCACUUUCAAAGUCUCAGGGUCAUCAUAUGCUAACUGUGCCCUCACAUCAUCACCACGCAAGAGAGAUGAGAAGAUCUGCUUCAGAACAGACUCCUAAUGUGUCUCAAACACCUCAGAUAUCAGAAAACAGAAGCAAAUCCUUUGAUUAUGGAAAUUUAACAUUUCCAGCUGUAAAAUCCAGUCCUACAGCUCAGGAAAGGAGAAAAUGUUUUUCCAUCCGUCAGACUUCCCUUAGUAAACAUGUAGCACAAGAACCCGAUUUGAUGCUUAGAGACUGGAGUGAGACAGAGCAGCCAUCUUCAUCAAGCCAUAUCAUUGAUAAAAGUAUUUCCUAUCAGUCUUCUGUCACCUCAUAUAGGGAUCAGCAGAGUGAUUCUCCUCAACCAAAACAAACAUCUAAAGCAGUACAAGAGAAGGCCUGUUUGUCACAUCAGCUUCCUGUUUUACCACAUCCCCCAAUACUACCUGAACAAACUGCAGAGCUUUUCCCAACCCAGCCAAUGACUGAUAUUCUUUCUGCUCAGUUUUCUCUUCCUGCAGUUACUCCAUCUGUCUUUCACACACCACCUAUUGCACUGCAGCACACACUACUUCAUCCAGAUCAUUUUCAAAUACCACAGCAGCUAAAUGAACAAACUAUAGGUACUUCUUUCAGACAUCUGCCUCCAUAUGUACACUUGCCUUAUCCAGGAUCCUCACCAUUUCCACCAACUUUUUUUAUUCCAGUACAACCGGAGUUUGCUUUGCCAACUUCAACUGAAAUUGGAGGGCAUUAUUCACAGUUAAAAUCAGUCAUCCCCUCUCCCAUUGGUGUACCUAGUGCAUCACCACACAAAGAUUUUUUCUCUGAGGCACUACAUUGCCCAUCUCAUAGUCCACUCACUACAGAGCCUUCUUCUCAGGGGGUCACUGUAAAUUCCGAUCCAGUGGUUUCUCUUGUGGUUCCUGUGAGACUUCAGACGCAAAUGCCUUCCAUUGGUAGUGCAAUGUAUACCACUCUGUCCCAAAUCUUAGUUACCCAUUCACAUUGCAGUCCAUCUGCAUUAGUUAUACAGACGUUUGAGAGCCAAUCUGAAGGGUCUCAUGGCUCAAAUUUGGCACAUAUUUUACCACAACAUCAGGAAAAUCUCCUUCAAACACCCUAUCUACGGGUGCCAUUUGCAAAGGUGGAAACUAGUCACUACAUGCCACUCACAUCAUCUUCUGAAAUUGUACAGGGAUUAGAUCUAAGCUCUUCAUCUGUUGGUGGCAGUAAACGCAUGUUGUCUCCUGCUGGCAGCUUGGAGCUUACAAUGGAGACUCAGCAGCAGAAGAGAGUGAAAGAGGAAAAUGUCCCAGAAGAAGAAGGGCACUUUGAGAUUUUGAAGGCACAAGAUGAGGGUAGAACAGUGAGCAGUGAUACAGUUGUCAGCCUUGCAAAAGUCAGGCUGGAACAGUUACCAUCCUCCCAAGCUAUCUAUGAUGAUUCAUCACUAAAAGACAGCGGCAAAAGUCUAACUCCACCUCUUGCAGGCUCAUCCCACACCAAGUCACCUGAGGAAUAUAAAGAGCAGAUAUAUGCACGUAAAAUAACUGUAAAGGCAGAACAUUCUGAGGAACUUGUUGAACCCUUUUCCUCAUACACUUCUCUGAGCACCAGGGUACCGGUUAACCUAUGUGUGCCGGGUGGAUCAGAAGUUACAGAAACUAAAAAGGUGCAGACUUUCCCUACUCUACACACAACCACUAAUGUUAGUUGGUGCUACUUGAAUUAUGUUAAGCCAAAUCAUGCCCAGCAAACCGACCGAAGGGCUUCUGUUUACGGUAGCUGGUGCAUCAGUUUGUACAACCCCAACCUUCCAGACAUAUCCACAAGGGCAGCACUAUCCCUGCUAAGGUCCAAGCAGAAGACUAGCACUGAGAUCUAUACAACAGCCGAUACCACACACUCUGACACAGAUUUGCUUGUUCCCUCCAGAGUCCUAAAACCCAAAAUGACAGAGGCUCACCUACCUCCUCGUGUGCAGAAGGAAGCUCCAAAUGUAGAAAAGGAGGAAGACAAGAGGGGGAAGCAAGAGGAUACGGGGCCAACUGUCAGGCGGAGUGAGCCAGCACGCAUUCGGAUCUUUGAAGGAGGGUACAAAUCCAAUGAGGAGUAUGUCUAUGUAAGAGGCCGUGGACGAGGGAAAUACGUGUGCGAGGAAUGUGGAAUUCGGUGCAAGAAACCAAGCAUGCUAAAAAAACAUAUUCGUACCCACACUGACCUCCGACCUUAUGUUUGCAAACAUUGUAACUUUGCUUUUAAAACCAAAGGGAACCUGACUAAACACAUGAAAUCGAAAGCACAUAGUAAAAAGUGCCAGGAACUGGGACUACUGCCACCAUCACUAGCAGAACUGGAUGCAGAGGAAGGGACCAGUGAUGAGCGAUGGCAGGAUAGUGAUGUUGUUGAAGAGCACCAGUUCUCAGACUUUGAGGACUCUGAUGAUGAUGAUGAAGAUUCUGAUGAGGAGGAUGAUGAAGAAGAAGAUGAAGAGGAAAGCCAGGAAGAAAAGCUCCCUGAUCCUUCGCUAACAGUGAGAGACUCUCCUAAUGAACCUACACAAGAUCCUGAGACUGCAGGGAGUUCGCCAGCAUACCAGUUCUCCCCCAAUCCAUUUCCCACUGUAGAGCCACCUGAGAAGGACACUUGGGGAAAGAGCUUUGACUUGCCUGUUUCCCGAGAUACUUUGUCUUGUAAGCGAUGGUCUCCUGGCAAGGAAGCAUCAGGGUGCAGUCGGCCAGGUCCAUCAAGAAGACACCUUUUGCAGAAGAGAGAAAGUUCACCAAAAUGUUUUUCAACAACUGGUUGUCCCUCACCUCGCAGGGGCAUGUCACCAUGCCAGCGUUUGGCAUCAACGAAAGAAGUUUCUCCAUUGCGGUGUAUUUCCCCUCGCCAUCUGUCUCCACAUCGAGAUCUAUCACCAAGGACCUACAUGUCACCUGAGCGUGGGGCCUCCCCACCAGUGAGACAUAUUUCCCCAAGUAGAGAGUUGACAGGUCUUCAGUGCACAACUCUAAGGCCUGGGCUGGCUUCACCUCCUUGUUAUGCAUCCCCUGGAAGGGAUGAGCAGCAACUAAGCAAGUCAGAGACUCAGACACACAUUAAAGUUCAGCAAGGGUUUUUUUCAUCCAUGGCUCUACCUCAUCAGACAGAAACUGCAUGCAACAAACAGAAGCUGGGACCAUCUAAUAUCCCAGUCAUGUCAAGACCCCUCUGUUCACAGCUUACACCUCACUAUCCGGCAAGAAGUGCAGAAAACUUGUUCACCCACCUACCGCUGCACUCUCAGCAUCUGCAAAGAACUCCUUACCCAAUGAUACCAAUAGGGGGCAUCCAAAUGGUACAGGCACGGCCGAGCCCUCACCCAGCUCUGUUGGGGCACUCAUUCUUUGAACCACAACCUGCAGACCCUGAAGCAGUGCCAUUUGAACAGCAGCACCAAGAGGAAACUGAUGAACAAAACAGGACUAGCAGGAAAAAGGAGGAAAAAGACAGGGUAAUGCCCCUCAUCAGCACAGCCCCACUAGUUUCCCCCUCAAGCACUUACUGCCAAACAGCUUCCACCCCUCCUCAGCCUGAUAUGUCCCAAGCUGAUACUGAUCCAUGUCAUGGCGAGCAUGUGGGAGAAGGAUGACUGGACACCUUCUAUAGGGAACACACUCCUUCAAAGCUCUCCAUAUAAUAUCUUGAAUGUUCAGGAUAUAGGGUGAUCAUUUUAGGAUACAAGAAGGAAAACCCUUUAGGAAACAAGAUUAUCCUAGGAUAUGGAAUAUGGAUCCUAUAAAGGAUAUAUAAUAAGAAUCCGAGGAUGUAGGAUAACAGGCUUGUGAAGUGGGUUAAGGAUCCGUUUAGGAUACAUGGUAAGAAUCCCGGUAUAUGCAGGCGGGUUUUGGUUGCACGGUGUUUGGAUUAUAGAGUGAAAAUCCUAUGGUAUGGGUUAGCAGUCCUUUCGGAAUGAAGGACAUUUCCUAGGUUUGGAAUAAAGGUCCCUUGUGGAUAUAAGAUCAACAGCCUAGGAUUUAAGAGAGACUUGCUUAUAGGAUAUGGGAUGCAUAUCCAAGGUACGGAAAAGGGAUCAAUUUAGGAUAAGUAAGGAUAUUUAUGGUACAGAUUACCAGUCCUUUUACAAUACUGAUUUUAGGAUGUAUACUAGGCAUCCUGGAUAUUUUUAAUCUACCACAUGAAUUAUUUUAGAAACACAGAUAAAUUCUGUUUCUUCCCAUUCUUGUCUUGGAGAAAGGGACUACCUUCAUUUCAUUCCAUUUAUCUCUCUCUUUCCCCUUAGUUCACUACUCCCUCUUUCAUAUGCAGUUUAUCUGUGCCUUUUAUAACCAAUUUGCUUUUAAAAUGCAAAACACAAUAAUCCUACAAGGAAAAACUGAACUUUCAAUGCUGUGAAAUAAUGUGGAAUAUUUUCAUCAUUCACCCAUUCUUAAGAAAUAAUUAGGUGGGAAUACAUUCUGUGACUACCCAGCUUUGGAAGCCCCACCCAUUGUUACUUUAAUGUGAUAUUGAGAUCUGGGUAGGAUGUGCACUGAAAAAUUUAAGGUGUUUUAUUUUAAUUAUUUUUAUUUCUAACGUAUAUAUCAGAAAAAAAAAUAUAUAUAUAUAUAUAUCUAUAUAUAUAUAGAGCUGGGAUAGGCGUCAGCCAUGGUGUACAGAAAUAUAUUUAUAUUAUGAAUUUA
This is a messenger RNA of Xenopus laevis (African clawed frog), 8240 nucleotides long. It is a transcript of the gene hivep3.L, whose product is annotated as HIVEP zinc finger 3 L homeolog. The transcript has 8 exons. Lineage: Eukaryota; Metazoa; Chordata; Amphibia; Anura; Pipidae. Gene Ontology annotation, molecular function: RNA polymerase II cis-regulatory region sequence-specific DNA binding; DNA-binding transcription factor activity, RNA polymerase II-specific. Gene Ontology annotation, cellular component: nucleus. The coding region runs from base 818 to 7189 and encodes 2123 amino acids. Gene Ontology annotation, biological process: regulation of DNA-templated transcription; regulation of transcription by RNA polymerase II. The record is from RefSeq and is a predicted model, not a curated record.